This is a messenger RNA of Cololabis saira (Pacific saury), 2879 nucleotides long. Its product is annotated as gamma-aminobutyric acid receptor subunit rho-2-like. Gene Ontology annotation, biological process: monoatomic ion transmembrane transport; signal transduction; regulation of membrane potential. Gene Ontology annotation, molecular function: extracellular ligand-gated monoatomic ion channel activity; neurotransmitter receptor activity; GABA-A receptor activity. The record is from RefSeq and is a predicted model, not a curated record. The coding region runs from base 151 to 1575 and encodes 474 amino acids. Gene Ontology annotation, cellular component: synapse; GABA-A receptor complex; neuron projection. The transcript is spliced from 9 exons. NCBI's taxonomy places the organism in Eukaryota, Metazoa, Chordata, Actinopteri, Beloniformes, Belonidae.
CUCUUUUUCUGCACUCGCUUUAUCACAGGUCCUUUUGACUCCCACAUUCCCUCCCGUAGCCUCUUGACAGGAAGAUGGUGUCGGGAUCCGAGCAUCCUCCGGGACCACAGGUCUCCCCGGUGUACUCGCCCCUGGACUAGUGAAGCAGCCAUGCCGCUCUACCCCCGGACCCUGCUGCUGCUGCUGCUGUGUGUGGCCAUGGUCGCGGAGAGCCGGAGACACAGGAGCAGGAGAAAGCGCUGGUCCGCGCCGGCGGAGACGCAUAAGCCGGGGAAUCCUUUGUCAAAGAAGGUCGCGGAUGGCACCAAGAAUCGAAAGCUGAAGACCAACCACCUGCUGCGCAUCGAUGAACACGACUUCACCAUGAGGCCGGCGUUUGCAGGUCCUGCUGUCCCCGUUGGAGUGGACGUUCAGGUGGAGAGCUUGGACAGCAUAUCAGAAGUAGACAUGGACUUCACCAUGACCCUGUAUCUGAGACACUACUGGAAGGAUGAGAGGUUGGCCUUCCCAAGUGCAACCAACAAGAGCAUGACCUUCGACGGGCGUCUGGUGAAAAAAAUAUGGGUGCCGGACGUGUUCUUUGUCCAUUCCAAGAGGUCCUUUAUCCACGACACGACCACUGACAACAUCAUGCUGAGGGUCUUCCCAGAUGGCCAUGUUCUCUACAGCCUACGGGUUACAGUUACUGCUGCUUGCAACAUGGAUUUCAGUCGUUUCCCUCUGGACUCACAGACAUGCACCCUGGAGUUGGAAAGCUAUGCUUACACAGAUGAGGACCUGAUGCUGUAUUGGAAAAGUGGUGAUGAGUCCUUGAGCACAGAUGACAGGAUUUCUUUGUCCCAGUUCCUCAUUCAGAAGUUCCACACGACCUCCAGACUGGCCUUCUACAGCAGCACAGGCUGGUACAACCGUUUGUACAUCAACUUCACUCUGCGGCGUCACAUCUUCUUUUUCCUGCUGCAAACCUACUUCCCUGCUACCCUGAUGGUCAUGUUGUCCUGGGUGUCUUUCUGGAUCGACCGCCGGGCCGUCCCUGCCAGAGUGUCUCUAGGAAUAACCACGGUGCUCACCAUGUCCACCAUCAUCACUGGAGUCAACGCCUCCAUGCCUAGGGUCUCCUACAUCAAGGCUGUGGACAUUUACCUCUGGGUCAGCUUCGUCUUUGUCUUCCUCUCUGUGCUUGAAUAUGCAGCCGUGAACUACCUGACGACUGUGAGGGACGGCAAAGACCGCAAACUCCGGGAAAAAGCAAGGGAACAGUCCCAGUCUCUCCCCUGCACUUGCGGCAUCCCUCACACAAAGACCAUGAUGCUGGACGGGACCUACAGUGAAGCCGACUCCAACAGCCUGGCCGGGUACACCAGAGCCUCCAUGCCCGCCGAAGAUUCAUCAGACAAACAAGAGCAGAUGGUGGUACAUCUCGCCUUGGACAAUGAAUCCACAGGAACAAAGAAGAAGGGUAUCCGCAGCUUCCGGAUUAUCCAGAACACCCACACUAUCGACACUUACUCUCGCAUGAUCUUCCCAGGCGCCUACAUCCUCUUUAACCUGAUCUACUGGUGUGUCUAUUGCUGAGUGAGAAUAUUACAGUUUGAGGGACAGCAGAAGAAGAAAAUCAAGAACUGUGGACAUUUUUCCUUGAGUUUUCUUCAUCCUACAUGCUCCAGUGGAGUUUUGCGGGAUGGCUGAUAAAUAGAUCAGGUUUGUGAGAAUCUGGCACCCUGUGGUUCACGUCGCUCUUGGACUGGAUCACCCAGAGAUUAGAGAGCUUCUCCUACCACUAUGAAAAAAAUCAUGCCUGCCCCAGAAAUGCUUCAAGUCUUCAUUCUAUUGACACUUGUACAAAAAUCAAACUGAUUAAUUUCAAGUAAAAAGAAAAAAAAGAAAAAAAACCAUGUCAUCAUAUCCAACGUUAACAACGGUGUCACUUUUGCAAAUCAGUCUCCAACAACAGAAGUAGCUACUUAUUAAAUGUUAUGAUGUUCUGACAUGUUUUUUGCUGAAUUCCUGUUUUUUUGCAUCCUUUUGAGUGUUUUGAGAACAUCCUGAACUCAGACCAGGUGCAAACAAUCCAAGGUUACGUUCAUGCUGCAGGUCUCAAUGCUCAAAUCUGACUUUUUACCAAAAUCCAAUUUUUUUUUAUUAUUUUUUUCGUGGUCGUUCACAUUAUCAUUUUAAUGUGACCUUCAUCGCAGUUAAGUGUGAAUAGUAUGAGGCCCUGAAGUGACAUGCAUCCACAGAGGAAAACACGACGUCAUGUAGUGCGUGGUGUUUAUAGAAGUAAAUAUGGCUGCGCAGCAGUGGUGUCUGCUGCUGCCACUGUUCAGAGGUGCGUGUGGAUGCGGAGUCGGAACCAGGAGAGCUGAGACCGCGACGUGAGCGUCUUCACUGACACAAAGUUCAUCCAUAAUGUCAGGAUGUGGAGGAAGACUAUAUCCUGUGACAUCAAAGUCGGAUGAAAUACGACGCAACCGUUCUGACGGAUAUGAUCGGAUAUGUGUCCGAUUCAGAACCACACAUGAAAGUGGCCUGGGUCGGCUUUGAGAAAGAAAUCCAAUUUGCGCCGUUCAGACUGUCAUUAAAAAAUCAGAUAUGAGUCACAUAUAGGCAAAAAAAUCAGAGUUGAGCUGCAGUGUGAGCGUGGCCAGUUUAUCCAGGUGCUUCAAUGUGCUCAAGGCUCCAUAUUUGGACUCCUGAUUCCAAACGUCUUCACAGCCGACAUUUAUGUAGCGGAAGCAGAUGUGGAAUAACAGAUAUAUUUUAAAUCCAUCUAGGAAAGCUAGCUUCAGAGCUUCUCUAUGUCUCCCAGGGUCAAUUAUUAUUAUUAUUAUUUCAGUGUUUCAGAUUGAACUUCUUCAUCAACACUACAUUUUAGUCAU